ACAAUGCGGUCCUUUUCGAAAACAAUGAAUUAACUGUUGAUUUUUGAUACGAAAUUUAAGAAUGCACUUUCGGUCGCCAUGCUCCAUAUAUAAAUAUGAUUUGUGGAUGGCAGUUUCCUGAUAACGAAGCGGUCUAUUUUGUGUCAAAACAUAAUUGGUUUAUGCGACUUGAUGGAACUAUAUACGAGUACAUAAAAGGCUUUUCUAAAAUAUAUAAAAAUAAAAAGAAGCCAUAAACAAACACUGGCUUGUGGAAUCUUGAAGUCAACCUUUGUGAGCCUCAGAUGCAUUUCAAAAUCUUUUCUGAUAACAAAAUCCCCAAGCAUCGGAAAUUUAUUUUGAAAUACAAAGUGCCAGUAUUUUGCAGAUUAUUGAAGAGAAGCAAUCUAUAAACCAUAGCAAAUUAAAUAUGGCCUGCUCAAGUCACAGAAAUCUGAGUUUAUUGGUGGGAUGGCUUAAUGUCAUACUGCCUGUCUUGUCAACAAUUGCAAUAUUGGUGUCUUGGUUGAUAUACGAUACACCAGAAACGAAGGGUGACUCCCAAAGAUAUGCUGCAUUGUUGCUGGCAUUAAUUUUCACCUACUUGAUAUUGUGGUUCAUAUUGUCGGUACUGCUGACUAAAGGCAUUUAUGAGAAACGUCACAAACUAAUGAUCCCUUGGGUUUAUUUAACCGGUUUCAUCAUCUUUGCAUUGACAUUUUUACUGGUCUAUGAUAUUAUCGCAGAUGUGAUAUUGGGUUAUUCCUUCAUUAUAUUGCUGUUAAAGUUCAUCGGAAACUGUUUGACAUUAGGCACUAUAGUUUUUGUUUCAUAUCCAGUCUUUAUGUACUAUAUGAAAAUUCGAUAUAAUUGGGAUGAUCCGGAACUAAAAUAAAAGCACCAAAAGUUACUUCAGUUCAUAUCGACUUAUUAAUUUGUAUAAUUAUUUUUUUUUUUAUUUGGUAUUAAGCAAUAAAUAUUUUAACAAUAACAAAGUGAUUGGAAAUGAUA
Musca domestica (house fly) is the source of this 990-nucleotide messenger RNA. RefSeq lists its product as uncharacterized. Lineage: Eukaryota; Metazoa; Arthropoda; Insecta; Diptera; Muscidae. The coding region runs from base 410 to 874 and encodes 154 amino acids. The transcript has 5 exons. The record is from RefSeq and is a predicted model, not a curated record.